AUUCACCCCAGCUGUACCAUGGGCCGCACCCGGGAAGCUGGAUGUGUGGCUGCGGGCAUGGUCAUUGGGGCUGGUGCCUGCUACUGUGUAUACAGACUGACUUGGGGAAAAGACGAGAAUGAGAAACUGUGGGAUGAUGAAGAGGAGGAAGAGGAGGAGGAAGAGGUGGAAGAGUCUUGUAGUGACAAACUAGAAACGGGGGGCAAAACUGAGAAAGGAGUUAAAACUAAUGUUGGGGUGGAGGCAGGAGACAAACCUCAGGAUGACUCAAAGGCCAAGGUUGAUGUAGAUGUGGGACCUGAGAAUGGUCCAGGUGUAAAGAAGGAAGCACACCCAGAAUCCCAGGGUGGAGGGGGCCUAGAAGAUAAGGCUAAGGCCCUUUUCAAGAUCCUGAAGGAACAAGCAAGUGCGAAGGCAGGCAGAGGGAUCAGGGUUGGUAAUAUCUCUGGGAGAAGGACCCUGACAUUGAGUUUGCCCUGCCCAGGAGGCAGGGGUGGAGGUUGCCACCCUGGCAGGAGUGGCUCUAGGGCUAAAAACAGGGCAAGUGGAAAACCAAAGAAAAAGAAUCGAACUAAGAGCACCAAGACUCCAGCCACAGUGUGGCCUGUACGCAGGACCAAGUUCAGCUUUCCCUAUAAAAUUGAUGAUAUUCUGAGUGCUCCUGACCUUCAAAAGGUCCUUAACAUCUUGGAGAGAACAAAUGACCCUUUUACUCAGGAGGUGGCCUUGGUCACACUGGGUAACAAUGCAGCAUAUUCAUUUAAUCAAAAUGCCAUACGUGAAUUGGGUGGGGUCCCAAUUAUUGCAAAACUGAUAAAAACAAGAGACCCCAUUAUUAGGGAAAAGACUUACAAUGCCCUUAAUAACUUGAGUGUUAAUUCCGAAAAUCAGGGCAAGAUUAAGACUUACAUCAGUCAAGUGUGUGACGACACCAUGAUCUGUCGCCUGGACUCAGCCGUGCAGAUGGCUGGACUGAGACUGCUAACCAACAUGACUGUGACCAAUCAUUACCAACAUUUGCUGUCCUAUUCUUUUCCAGACUUUUUUGCCUUGUUAUUCCUGGGAAAUCACUUCACCAAGAUACAGACUAUGAAACUAAUUAUAAACUUUACUGAAAAUCCAGCCAUGACAAGAGAGCUGGUCAGUUGUAAAGUACCAUCAGAAUUGAUUUCCCUCUUUAAUAAGGAAUGGGAUAGAGAGAUUCUUCUUAACAUCCUUACACUUUUUGAGAAUAUAAAUGACAACAUAAAAAGUGAAGGGCUUGCAUCCUCCCGGAAAGAAUUCAGCAGGAGCUCGCUAUUUUUUUUAUUCAAGGAGUCUGGAGUUUGUGUUAAAAAAAUCAGAGCAUUAGCCAGUCAUAAGGAUCUGGUGGUCAAAGUCAAAGUUCUCAAAGUGCUAACCAAACUGUAAUUUGUCAUGUGCCCCAAGCCCUGCUGACAUAACGUUUCUUCA
Messenger RNA from Microtus oregoni (creeping vole), 1452 nucleotides. RefSeq names its product armadillo repeat-containing X-linked protein 1-like. The transcript has a single exon. The coding region runs from base 19 to 1410 and encodes 463 amino acids. The record is from RefSeq and is a predicted model, not a curated record. Gene Ontology annotation, cellular component: mitochondrion. Lineage: Eukaryota; Metazoa; Chordata; Mammalia; Rodentia; Cricetidae. Gene Ontology annotation, molecular function: protein binding.